CGAUGGGAAACUACUAGCGGCUGAGGAUUGAUGCAAAACGGUUGAUCGUGAUAGACGCUGUUAAUAAAUAGCCACAAGUCAACACUGCGAAUCGAUAGUCUGCGGUGCACAGUGCGAUAGUAAAGAUCUGGUGAAAUUGGUCAACGCAAAUAUAGUGACUUGAAAAGGGAUAAGUCGAAAUAUUCAUAGGCAAGCGCAGCACAUAAUCUACGUUUGAUAAGCCGACUACCUACAACGAUGGUGAACGACAAAACUAACGGAAAACCACGCACCUACUGCGUGAUUGGUGCAGGAACCGCCGGAUUGUGCACCGCCCGUCAUGCUCUUCAAUCGGGUGGUGAAGUGACCGUAUUCGAGAUGGCGUCGCAAUUGGGAGGCACGUGGGUGUUCAACGAGGAGGUGGACAAGAAUGAGUACGGCAUAGAUGUACAUUCCAGCAUGUACAAGGGCUUGAAGACCAACCUACCCAAGGAGAUCAUGGGCUAUCCGGAUUUCCCGAUUCCGGAACAGGACAGCAGCUACAUUCCAGCGGAGGAUAUGCUGAGAUUUUUCCAAUAUUUUUCGGAUUACUUCGGAAUUACGGAAUGUAUAAAGUUCAGCCACUACGUCAUACGAAUCAAGCCCACCAAGGACGAGAAACAAUGGGAAGUAAUUGUUCGAGAUUGUCCGAAUGAUCAAUUGAAGACAUUCUACUUUGAUUACGUGUUGGUAUGCAACGGUCACUAUCACACGCCCAGGUUACCAAACUACCCUGGGAUAAAUUUAUAUAAAGGAAAGCAGAUGCACAGCCAUGAUUAUCGAUGUAACGACCCAUUUGUCGGUGAAACAGUGUUGGUGAUCGGAGCUGGUCCCUCCGGUAUGGAUAUGGCGUAUGAAAUUUCCAAAAAGGCCGAACGGGUUACUUUGAGUCACCACUUGAAGGAUACACCGAAAACAGUUUUCCCGGACAACGUAAUUCUAAAGCAUGACGUGGCUCGGUUGACCGAGACUGGUGUGGUUUUUGCGGACGGAACAUCGCAAGAUUUCAGUGUAAUUUGCUACAGUACAGGGUACAAAUACACAUUCCCAUUCUUGAGCUGUGAUUGCGGAAUUAUUGUAGAGGACAAUUAUGUCCAGAAGCUGUACAAACACUGUAUCAACAUCCGUUAUCCGACGAUGGCGUUCAUAGGAUUGCCGUACUAUGUUUGCGCGGCCCAGAUGAUGGACUUGCAGGCUCGAUUCUGCAUUAAGUUCUUUAGUGGAGAGAAGCAGCUGCCUUCGCAAGAAGAGAUGGAAGCCGAUACCAAUGCUGAGAUGGAGGAACGCUGGAGUAGAGGUAUGAAGAAGCGCCAGGCGCACAUGAUGGGACCGCAAGAGGAUCGGUACUACGAAGAUUUGGCACACACAGCCGAGGUGGAGCCUAUCAAGCCGGUAAUCAAGAAGCUGCAUAAACUUUGUGCCUUUCGGUUCAGUGAAGAUUUGGUCAAUUUUCGGAAAGACAAAUUUAGAAUUAUUGACAAUGAAACUUAUGUAAAAAUCAAUUAGAUUCGAAUUUGUGUAUUUGGUGACUUACUUUGGCUGUUACCGAAAACUUUUGUUUAUUUAUUAAAUACUUAGAAUUAGUAUAAGUUUAAAAUUUAUAUAACUUAAUACUUAAAAAAUAGUGUGCAAUGGAAGUUUGCUGAAAAAAAGCAAUGUGAUUACAAUUUCAAAACUCUUUUUAUGUUAUACCUCAUAACUACUCAUGAAACUACUUACAAAUAAAAACAAUAAACAAAUUUUGAAUUCCUACAUUAUGUCUAGUGCUACUACAGGUUUUCUUGUCACGAUUUACCUCGCCAAAGGAAUAUCCUAUUUACAAGAGUUUUUGGAGCUUGGAAUAAGUGUCUCAUUGAUUGGCGUACUUAUCGUGCUGGUGACCCAUUGAGAAGACAUGAAUUUGCACCACAAUUGAAGCGAUCGGUGGACGAUAAUAUGGUCGAUAAAGAUACAACGUUGACCAAUGGCUUCCGAAAGUGCUGUCUAGAGAAUCCUGAGAUCUAACAUUUUAUUUAUUAAAUUUUCACCUUAAACUAAAUCUGCGCUAAAUCCGCGCCAAAUCUGCGAAAAUUGCAAAAUUCGCGUAGUCGUAACAACCCUGAACUGUAGAAAGCCAUCGUGUAGGCGGCCUUCUACAAAGCCUACGGCGUCUUCCGGCUACUCUAUUGAAUAUUAUCUUCGCUUGACGCUAUUCCGCAGUUCGAAACAACAUGUCCAGCCAACCGUAGUCUGUCGUGUUGAAUAAGCUUAGUAAUAUCCAUAAGUUCAUACACCCGAUAUUCAUGUGUCAAUUUAUUUUUCUUUUUUUUUUCUCCUUUUGAUGGCACAGACCUGUUGGUCCAUAUUUGCCAAGUGUCAAAUUAGAUUGAAUUAAAUUAACAUUUUAUUUAAAAUGACGGUUACGCGAAUGUUAGACUUUUUGACUAUCCUCAAAGCAUAUGAAGGAAACCAAACUACAACGGAGCAUGUUCGGACAGAAAUCAAUGGUAAUAUUCACAAGUGAAAGUUAAAACAUUCAAACAUUAAUCUUUUCCUGGUUGAUAAACUCUGAUAUUUGGAGGUAUUCAUCAAUAUUUUUUUUCUUCAAAAUGAUAUUUAGGUCUAUUUUAUUGUGGAGCACGGGGAAUUUGUUUCUAAUCGUCGAUAGUUUAGCACAGUCAUAUAGAAUAUGGUGAAGAGUUUCUGGUGUGUUACAGGUUGAACAAAGGUCUGAGUUAAUUAAAUU
Armigeres subalbatus is the source of this 2743-nucleotide messenger RNA. Its product is annotated as senecionine N-oxygenase-like. NCBI's taxonomy places the organism in Eukaryota, Metazoa, Arthropoda, Insecta, Diptera, Culicidae. Gene Ontology annotation, molecular function: flavin adenine dinucleotide binding; NADP binding; N,N-dimethylaniline monooxygenase activity. The record is from RefSeq and is a predicted model, not a curated record. The transcript has 3 exons. The coding region runs from base 238 to 1524 and encodes 428 amino acids.